Nilaparvata lugens (brown planthopper) is the source of this 2418-nucleotide messenger RNA. RefSeq names its product protein stoned-A. Lineage: Eukaryota; Metazoa; Arthropoda; Insecta; Hemiptera; Delphacidae. The record is from RefSeq and is a predicted model, not a curated record. Bases 1 to 2418 code for a protein of 805 amino acids. The transcript has a single exon.
AUGCUGAAGAUCACAAAAGGAUUGAAAAAGAAGAAGAAGGGCAAAAAAGGAAAGCACAAAGAAGAGGAACGUUUUGAAGCAGAACUAGAAGAAUACAGGAAAGAACAGGAGCGAAAGAAGAAGCAGCAGGAGGAGGAAGGUGAGGGAACAUCUGCACAAGAGGGAGGAGAAGAAGCAGAGAAGAAGGAGAAAGGAGAAGAGUGGGAGAAAUUCAAAGCACUUACAUCGGGCGUUGAUAAUAUCCUAAAGAAAACUCAGGACGAUCUAGAUCGUAUCAAAUCUCAGAGCUUUUUCCAGAAGAAGCCAACAGCUGUAGAGCAAGAAGCAGCCGAAAAGGCGGAAAGAGAAGCAGCCGAAGCAGCAGCUAGGGCCGAACAGCUAGAGAAACAACAGCUUGCAGAAGCUAGUCAAGAAAAGCAGCACUUAGAAGACCAGCUUGCACUAGAAUCUGAGAGUGAAGAAGAAGACGAUGAAGACGAGGAUAUAUUCGACACAUCAUAUGUAGACGUUGUAGCAAGUGGAGAAGUUAAACUUGCCUACAUCCCUGAAAGUCCUACUUUAGAAGACGAUGGUCCAGAUCCGUUCGACACAUCAAUUGUAGACCAAGUUAUCAAAGAGACUCCAGAAGAGAAACGUAAGAAGAAGCUUGUCAGUUUAGGGUGUGCAGUUGAUGUUCUCACUGGUAAAGUAGAGAAACCAACUACUCUUGCAACUGAAAGACCCAAAAGAAACACACGUCGUCCCAGACAACAGGAUCUGCUGCUUGGGAGUUUUGAUGAAGGUGGUGGAGACGCGAAUAUCGCAUCAGCUGUUGAAGUUGUAGUCGAGGAACCUCAAAAGACACUACUUGAUGAUCUGCUUGAUGAUGAUGAGUUGGGAGAGGAAAUUGAAGUUGACCUUUCAAUAAAUCUAGCACCGAUUGUUGCUUCAGUGACACCCUCACCACUCAAAGAACUAGAACCUUCUGAGAUCGGUGUUUCCCCAGAACUUAAGUCUCUAGUCAGUGAGUUUGAGGAAAUCACAACUGAUGAUAAUAAAGAACAAGCACCAGAACCAGAAGACGACUUGGAUGAUGAAUUCGCGCAACUAGCUGCAGAAUCUCUAACAAAAGAAGUUCAUCCCAUCGAAUUACCUCAAGCGUUGUCCCCUACACCUCUCAAUCAAAACGAAGGAGUCAAGUUAAAACCACAGAGACCUCCACCGCCAGGAUCAGUUGUAACUGAAAAUCAAGUCAAAGAUCUUGAUGAGGAUGAUUUUGCAGGUGAUGAUCCAUUCGAUACAUCAUUUGCAGCUGAAGUAGUCCCCGGGAAGUACGAGUUGAAAUUGAUUGAAGAAGAGAUAUUGAAUCAUAAGGAAGAGGUAAGAAGCCUGCCUACUGUCAGUAUACAGCUGCCAAAAACUGGAAGUCCUCUCAGAAAUCCACUAGAAUUUGAUGAACAUAACUUUUUGGAGGCAGAUCAGACACCUCUGAGCUUCAAACACCGGGAUUUACUUGGUGGAAGUACCACUGAUUUGUCUAAGAUUGGACACAGUCCUAUAGAGCCAGCAUCUGCAAAAGAGGGUGGUGCUAAGGGUUCAAACAGUGAGGAGUUGUCUUACUGUGAUCCAUUUGACACAUCAGUAGUCAAUGAUCUUGUAGCCCCAGGUAAAGCUGAAUUGAAAUUUUUGGAGAAAGAACUUCUAGCUGAAGGAACUCCUGCCAUACCAGUAACUUGUGUAGAAGAGGACGACGAUUUUGAUCCCCGUGCUGAAGAAUCUCCACCCAGGAGAAAAUCCAUUCCACGUCCUGAACAGUUGUUCAUUGGUGGUGAUAAGAGACAGUCAUUACCGAAAGUGGUAGCGUUUAAUGUAACUUCUGAGGAACCGUUGGAGGAUUUGUUGUCGGUUGGACAAAACGAAACAAACAAAGCUUCCAAACCGUUGACUCCUUACUAUCCAGAGCAGAAACUUUUGGAAGAUAAACCAAGCUACGAGAGUGAGUCAUCCACUGUUUGUGAGGACCCGUUUGAUACGUCUUUUGUGUCCAGUGCGCCAGGGAAACUAGAAUUGAAGUUGAUUGAGAACGAACUUGUCGGUGACAUCAGUCAGGUUCCUCCUUCCACAUCACAACAAGCAAUCCCUCAGACAUCAACGACAUCAGUACCAAUCUCCCAAGUAUCAACCACACUGAAACACAGUGUUUCCGACCCCGACUUUGAUCCGAGAGCGUGCGAAUCGCAGAGGAACAGUGUCAGUCAGGACUUUCUUUCAGAAGGUGUUGACGCUGAGACUAAGCUCCACACCCCGGUGCUUCCGAGGAAGAUAGAGGACGACCUUGACGUGUCUGCUUAUUCGGAUCCGUUUGAUACGUCCAUUGCCGAACACAUACUGCCCGGGAAAGCUGAGCUCAAACUUUUGGAGAGCGAACUUAUCAAGUAA